AUUUCCAAGUCCCAACCGUUGAUGAAUCUCCGGCGUUUCUCCGGGAGAUUUCUGCCGGCGUUUUUCACUUCGUACAAAAUUCGAUUCGAAGCUACACGACGGAGUUUCCGAUCGGACGCGGCGCUCGAAGCCAUAGCCAGAGCGUUGGAAGAGAAAGUACCAAACUUAGUGUUGUACAAUUAUCCUUCCUUCUCCGGCGCUUUUUCGGCUCUCUUCGCUCAUCUCUAUCACUCUCGCCUCCGUCUUCCAUAUCUCAUCUUGCCCUUCUCUUCCGUCGUACCCUUUAGAGUUGAAGAUCUGUGCUUGGAGGGGUUCAAGAGGUGUUAUCUGCUCGACUUUGUUGUUCCAAAAGACUUUGAUGCUACGAUUUUCCGGAAAACAGAUUGCGAGAUCAUAUGUUUUGAUCACCGAAAGUCAGCAGUUUCAAAGACUGGCUCAAUGAAGAAGGAUGAGAAGAGGUUUAAGAUUAAUGUUGAUGUUGAAAAAAGUAGCUCAAAGGCUGUGUAUACAUACUUCUCCAGUAAACUUACAGAUCAACCAUCUUCCGAGGGGGAAUCUCUCAGUUUGCUAACCGUUGAAGACCAAAAUCGGAUUGAAUCAGUUCUUGAUUACAUUGAAGAUAUCGAUCUUCGACGAUGGAGAUUACCAGAUAUCAAAGCUUUCAGCUUCGGGCUAAAAGAUUGGCGUUCAAGGAUCAAUUGUAUCACUAAUCCUUACAUGUACGAACAGUUGUUAAGAAUAAGUUCGGCAGAUCUCAUUGCUUACGGGAAUUCAUAUUUUUCAACUCGGCUUAUUGAUGCAAAGAAACUGCUGAAGCUGAAUAAAGCUUUCAAGAUCAGAUUGGGAAGAGGGUUUUAUGGAGAAUGUCUGGGAAUGCGCGCAGAUGGUAACCAUCAACUAAGCGAUGAACUAGGCAAGCUACUUAGUCUACAAAGUGCUGCAGCUGGUUUGAGGCCAAUAGGAGCUGUUACAUUCAUGCAACGGAAUAAUCUCAAAAUGUGCUUGAGAAGUACCGACGAUAUAACCGACACAUCUGAAGUUGCUAAGGCUUAUGGAGGAGGUGGAACUUCUAGUUCAAGCUCCUUCAUCAUAAGAAUGGAUGAAUAUAAUCAAUGGAUUGCGAAGAAUCCAACAUGAGAACACUCCUCAGCAACCUUAAAGCUCAUUUGUCUGAAAACUGUGGCAUUGUGGAAGACAUUAAUCAAGACUCUAAAGUCAAUAUGCAGUGACAAGUUUUGGUGGUGGAUCACAAAGGGCUGAUAAAGGGAAAAGAACUUUGAGUCGGUUUUGUUCGCGGUAAAGGUAGCCUAAACCGGCUUUGCAUUUCGGUUUAAUUUUUGGUAUGAUUACGGUUUUGUUUUCUUUGUUGGGCGGUGUGAUUGAACGGCCCAUGACAAAAUAUCUGAAGAACUAUAAAUGUA
Molecule: messenger RNA, 1421 nt
Organism: Eutrema salsugineum
Lineage: Eukaryota; Viridiplantae; Streptophyta; Magnoliopsida; Brassicales; Brassicaceae
Exons: 8
Coding region: 22-1137 (371 amino acids)
Source: RefSeq, a predicted model, not a curated record